UUAAAAUGAGCAACGUAGUCAAGCGGGUGGUUUAGAAGAAGAGUGAGGAGACUUGUCUGCCAAAUUUGGCAGAGGCUCUUCCCUUCUUAACCAACUCGCCUCCUCCUUUUCCUGCAAUCUCCUUCUUAACUCUCCUCUCUCUCUCUCUCUCUCUCUCUCUCUCUCUCUCUCUCUCUCUCUCAAAGGUGACCAUGUUGAUGAAGGGAGAAGGUGGGGUCGCCGGCGAGCGGCGAGGUUUCGAAGUGGAGGGAGGAGGCAUGAACAAGCUGGAGGAGGAGGAUGAAGCCAGUGGGGAGAUGGAAAGGAAGAGGAGGAAGAAGGAGGAGGAGGGGCAGAAGGUGCCGUUCCUCAGGCUCUUUUCCUUCGCAGAUUUCUGGGACUACGUGCUGAUGGCCGUAGGUUCGGUCGGCGCGGUUGCCCACGGUGCGUCGGUGCCCGUCUUCUUCAUCUUCUUCGGAAAGCUCAUCAACAUCAUGGGCGUCGCCUUCUUCUACCCUGCCUCUGUUUCUGAUAAAGUCGCUAAGUACUCUUUGGAUUUCGUUUAUCUCAGCAUCGUCGUUCUCUUCUCGUCAUGGACUGAGGUGGCGUGCUGGAUGCACACUGGGGAGAGGCAAGCAUCGAAGAUGAGGUUGGCGUACUUGAGGUCGAUGCUGAACCAGGACAUCGGCCUUUUCGACACCGAGGCUUCUACAGGUCAGGUCAUCGCCGCGAUCACGAGCGACGUGAUCGUGGUGCAGGAUGCCAUCUCCGAGAAGGUAGGGAAUUUCUUGCACUACAUCAGCCGAUUCAUCGCGGGGUUCGCGAUCGGCUUCGCACACGUGUGGCAGCUCAGUCUGGUGACGCUCUCGAUCGUACCGUUGAUCGCGCUGGCCGGCGGCCUCUACGCUUAUGUCGCCACGGGCCUCGUCGCCCGCGUCAGGAAAUCGUACGUCCGAGCCGGGGAAAUCGCCGAGGAGGUGAUCGGCAACAUAAGGACAGUGCACGCAUUCGUCGGCGAAGAGAAAGCGGUUCGAUCAUAUAAGACUGCUCUGGAUGAAACAUACAAGUAUGGGAAGAGAGGAGGGUUGGCCAAAGGGCUUGGGCUCGGCUCUAUGCACUGUGUUCUGUUUCUAUCAUGGGCCCUUCUUGUUUGGUACACCAGCAUUGUUGUGCAUAAACAAAUCGCCAAUGGUGGCGAUGCAUUCACUACGAUGCUUAAUGUUGUUAUCAGUGGCAUGUCACUUGGUCAAGCAGCACCAGAUAUAUCUGCCUUUAUAAGAGCAAGAGCAGCUGCAUAUCCCAUCUUUGAGAUGAUAGAGAGAAAUAGUGCUGGCAAAAAGAGAGAGAAAACUGGUAGAACACUAGAGAAAGUCGUGGGACAUAUACAAUUACGGAACUUGAGCUUCAGUUACCCUUCCCGCCCUGAUGUUGUCAUCUUCAACAAGCUUAAUUUUGACAUUCCUGCUGGAAAGGUCGUUGCCCUUGUCGGGGGCAGUGGAUCCGGCAAGAGCACAAUUAUUUCUCUCAUUGAACGGUUCUAUGAACCAACAUCAGGGAGGAUCUUACUUGAUGGCCAUAACAUUAGACAAUUGGAUUUGAAGUGGCUGAGGCAACAAAUUGGCCUAGUGAAUCAGGAGCCUGCUCUGUUUGCAACCAGCAUUAGGGAGAAUAUUUUGUAUGGUAAGGAUGAUGCAACUGAUGAAGAGAUUGAAAGAGCUGUGAAGCUUUCAGAGGCCAUUUCUUUCAUCAACAACCUACCUGAUCAUUAUGAGACACAGGUUGGGGAAAGAGGAGUUCAAUUGUCUGGUGGGCAGAAACAGAGGAUUGCCAUAGCAAGAGCCAUUCUGAAGAACCCCUCAAUCCUGAUGCUGGAUGAAGCGACAAGCGCACUAGAUGCAGAGUCAGAAAAGAGUGUACAAGAAGCAUUAGACCGAGUCAUGGUUGGAAGAACUACUGUUGUGGUUGCUCAUAGGUUGUCAACCGUAAGGAAUGCGGACAUAAUUGCAGUUGUACAAGAAGGCAAUAUUGUCGAGAGUGGGACUCAUGAGGAGCUGCUAUCAAAUCCUGCAAGUGCUUAUUCUGCACUUGUCAGCCUUCAAGAUGCUGCUAAUCGGCCUCCUGCAGAGAGCCAAAGUAUAACCAGGAAUAGUGCGAAGUUUUCGGUGGACUUAUCACACAGAACCAUGAGCUUUGGAACCAGCUUCCGGUCCGACUUCGAAUCUGUCAGCCCCUAUGGGCAGGAUAAUGUAAUUGACCUUCCUGUGAAGCAGAAACCUGUGUCAAUGCGGCGACUCUUCUCAAUGGCUGCACCAGACUGGGUGUUUGCCAUCUGGGGGAUAAUUGGUGCUAUAAUCUCCGGAGCCCAGUUCCCUCUGUUUGCUCUUGGAGUAUCUCAGGCGCUGGUUGCUUACUACUUUGACUGGGAGACCUGUAAAACAGAGAUAAGGAAGAUAGCUUUGCUCUUCUGCGGUGCUGCCGUCGUAACCAUUGUCUCUCACACUAUUGAGCACCUGAGUUUUGGUAUCAUUGGUGAACGCUUAACACUUCGCGUGAGAGAGAGGAUGUUUGGAGCGAUCAUUCGGAACGAGAUCGGGUGGUUCGACGACACCACCAACACCAGCGCUGUGCUGGCGUCGAGGCUGGAGAUGGAGGCGACAUUGCUGAGAACCAUCGUGGUGGACAGAUCCACAAUCCUGCUGCAGAACGUCUCCCUGAUCGUCACCUCCUUCGCCAUCGCCUUCAUCCUCAAUUGGCGCAUCACACUCGUCGUCAUAGCCACCUACCCACUUAUGGUCAGCGGCCACAUCAGUGAGCGGAUCUUCAUGUCCGGCUUCGGCGGCAACCUGAGCAAGGCCUAUUUGGCGGCCAACAUGGUAGCCGGAGAGGCCGUCGGCAACAUCCGCACCGUUGCCGCCUUCUGCGCGGAGGCCAAGGUCCUUGACCUGUACACCCAGCGCCUGGCGGAGCCGGCCCGCCGCUCUUUCCGCCGCGGUCAGAUCGCCGGUGUCUUCUACGGCGUCUCCCAGUUCUUCAUCUUCACCUCCUACGCACUGGCCCUCUGGUACGGCUCCCGCCUGAUGCGCGACGGCCUCGCGUCCUUCAAAACGGUGAUGAAGACGUUCAUGGUGUUGAUCGUGACGGCGCUGGCCAUGGGAGAAAUGCUCGCUCUCGUUCCGGACCUCCUCAAGGGCAAUCAGAUGGUUGCUUCAGUCUUCGAUAUCCUGGACAGGAGGCCGUCGAUACGGUCGUCGGCGGAGAGCGGCGGAGGGAGGUCGGAGGAGGUGGUGGAAGGGGAAGCGUUAGAGAGAGUGCAGGGAUUGAUCGAGAUGAAGGGGGUGUGGUUCAGUUACCCGUCGCGGCCGGACGCCGUGCUGUUCCAGGGACUCAACCUUAGGCUGCAGGCGGGGAGAAGCAUGGCCAUUGUCGGGCCCAGUGGGUCGGGGAAGAGCUCCAUAAUCGCUCUCAUCCUCCGUUUCUACGAUCCCUCCUCCGGCCGGGUCAUGGUCGACGGGAAGGACAUAAGAAAGCUCAACCUGAAGUCGCUCCGGCAACACAUCGGACUGGUCCAGCAGGAACCGGCUCUGUUCGCAACAUCCAUCUACGAAAACAUCCUCUACGGCAGAGAUGGUGCCACUGAAGCUGAAGUCAUCCAAGCAGCUCGGCUUGCCAAUGCCGACUCCUUCAUAAGUGCUCUGCCGGAAGGGUACGCAACUCGGGUCGGCGAGCGCGGCGUCCAGCUCUCCGGCGGACAGAAGCAGCGGAUUGCCAUCGCCCGGGCCGUCCUCAAGAACCCAUCCAUACUGCUACUAGACGAGGCAACCAGUGCUCUAGAUGCCGAGUCUGAGCGCGUCGUCCAACAGGCGCUGGACCGGCUGAUGAAGAACCGAACCACGGUGAUUGUCGCCCACCGGCUUUCCACCAUCCAGAACGCAGACGUCAUCUCAGUCCUGCAGGACGGAAAGAUCAUUGAGCAAGGAGACCAUUCUAGCCUAGUGGAGAAGGACGGACCUUAUUUCAAGUUGAUCAGCUUACAACAGCAGAAACAGCAUCAACCACAACUCAGGUGA
Molecule: messenger RNA, 4046 nt
Organism: Nymphaea colorata (pocket water lily)
Lineage: Eukaryota; Viridiplantae; Streptophyta; Magnoliopsida; Nymphaeales; Nymphaeaceae
Product: ABC transporter B family member 10-like
Exons: 10
Coding region: 192-4046 (1284 amino acids)
Biological process (GO): transmembrane transport
Cellular component (GO): membrane
Molecular function (GO): ATP binding; ATP hydrolysis activity; ABC-type transporter activity
Source: RefSeq, a predicted model, not a curated record